UAAAAGAAGUAUACUAAUAGCACACUUGAAUAAACUUCUUUUUGGUAAGGGCUUGGGCUCAGCAUGGAUUUAAUUUAGAUUACUUUAAUUUUAUAUUUUACAUUUUUUAAAUAAAAAAAUCUGACAAACCAGCCAAUCCAUGUUAUUUCCUGGGUACCGCCUGGUGUAGGAACUCAAAAGUGGUAUGUCUACGCUGUGGCAUUAAAAAGGAAGUCUUCUCUGAACCACCCAUGCUGUGAUUCACUUUCUACAUCCUAUCUCACACUCACCAAGAGAAGGAACUAACUGCUUUUCAGAAGACAGAAUGAAUAAAUCCUCUUGUACUCGUGUUGACUUUGAAUUUGCAGGCAGAUUUCUGCCUGCUGUUUACAUCUUAGUCUUCAUCAUUGGUCUGGUAGCCAAUGGAUGGGGAUUGAAGUCUUUGCUGCAAAACUGGAAGAAGCUACAGAUCAUCAAUGUUUUUGUUCUCAACCUUGGACUAGCAGAUAUUCUGUAUCUCUUAACACUCCCAUUUUUGAUGGUGUACUACUUUAAGGGGAGUAAAUGGAUCUUUGGAGAUACAUUCUGCAAGAUAACAAGAUUCUGCUUCAACCUGAAUUUAUAUGGCAGCAUCGGGUUCCUGACUUGUAUAAGUGUGUACAGGUACAUGGCUAUUGUCCAUCCAGUGAGAAUGAUGGGAAGAUCAACUCUGACUCACUCUGUGGGGAUCUCAGUCAUGGUUUGGUUCUUCGUGAGUGUUCAAAGUCUUCCAGACAUGUUCUACAGCAAGACAUUUGGAAACAAGCCUGGGAAAUGUUAUGAUACCACCAGUAAAAUCUAUGUUGAGGAUUACCUGAAAUACUGCCUUGGAUGGACACUCACUGGGUUUUGUAUCCCAUUCUUCAUCACACUGGGCUGCUAUGGACAUGUGACUGUCGUUCUCUGCCGCACAAAUACCACCGACAAGGUACUGAAACAGAGAAGCUUGAAGUUGUUGCUCAUCACGAUUCUUCUCUUCUCUGUUUGCUACAUCCCCUAUCAUGUACUGAAGAACCUCAGCCUGUGGUCAAGAGUUUUGUCUAAACAGAAUAUAUGCCGUGAAUGGUUCAAUGGAGUCUACAUUGCUAAACAGAUAAGUCGUGGCCUUGUGUGUCUGAACAGUGCUCUCAACCCUCUGGUUUACCUCCAUGGAAGUGAAGAUAUUCCUGCUCAGCUCGGACAACUACUCCAGCGAGCUCGGCGGAUGUCCAGCCGUCUGUUUCCGUCAAGCUCUGCUAGUGUGGCCAUGACUCAGAUCACAGAUGAAGCUUAACACAAGAACAACGUGUGUAACAGUAAAAUAUUAAACAUUAUACUGUAUAAUAUCUGUAUAUGUAUAAUUGUCUUUCUAAUACUAAUUGCCAGAUCUACAGUAUAUUAAGUUGCGUUAUGCGGUUUCGAAGGAGGAAAUACUUCUUGUUUUUGUAUAAGGCUAUUAGUAUUGCUAUGUUAAUUGUUUUAUAUAAUUGUGUUGCUACCCUUGUCUUUUGUUACAGAUGGUUCUGCUUGAUCAUGAAACUCCAUAUGGAAAUGUGUUUUUUUUCUUUUAGAACUGCAUUUAAUUGUUUGUUAGACCACCACAGGUCAGUUGUGGGUAAUGUUACGUCACCAUUUUAGUGUGAGUGCCAACUUUGGGUCAACUUGGGCUACUUCAGUUCUUCCUUUAAUCAAAAAAGGAGGAACCACGGAGAUAUAGAAAUAUUAUGCAUCUGCCUGUUGUAGAAAAACACACACAAUAUUUUGUUAGAUUUUUCACUGUGUAUGAGAUCCUUACUUCCUAUAGCUCUUACACUUCAGUGAGUCUAACAACCUGUCUAUAAUUAUGUGUCUUCUGCUGGUACAAUCCAGCAUUUCUGAAGAAUCUUAAGCACUGACGCCAGAAAGUUCAACUUUGGAAUUGGUUGUUGACCCUGAAGUUUAUCUCUGUUGAUGAAAACCCUGUUGGUGGUUGUCAGAUGUGUGCGAUACGCAAGUAAAACUGAAUAUAAAUUUACUAUAACCUGCUUUAUAUACGGUUAUGGUAACUGAUGAAAACUUACACAACAGACAACAAUUAUGAAUCAUCCAGGAAGAAAUACAGUUGAUUUUAGGAUAUAAAGAUGCAAGUUAGCUGUGCAGUUACACUGCCAUGACCUUUUGGGAAUAUGAUACAAAACAAAAACAACACAAAAUAUGGUCUUAUCAUUAUUUUAUCUAUUAAGAUUUGCAUUACUUUUAUAAUGAGAUGGUGGCCUAUAUUUUAGCCCAGAUACAUUUAGGUGCGUAGUAAACUUUGAAGUUCAGUGGACACACCUAAUGGCAACAAGUCAAACUAUUUGUUGAGAUCUGAUUUUAAGGGGUAAUCUAAACUAAUUUAGACCUUUUGGGGAGUAUUGUUGCAAUGAACAGUGGUGACAGUUGGCCCUGUGUUUCCAGUGUAAUGUGUGAAAUCAAUGAUUAACAAUUACACUAUUAGAUUAUUAUUUGUUAUUUCAUAAAUGCUGUAUUACUGCCAUUAUUUCAAUAAAUUCAGAUCACUUUUA
Molecule: messenger RNA, 2540 nt
Organism: Sebastes umbrosus (honeycomb rockfish)
Lineage: Eukaryota; Metazoa; Chordata; Actinopteri; Perciformes; Sebastidae
Product: P2Y purinoceptor 1-like
Exons: 1
Coding region: 305-1291 (328 amino acids)
Biological process (GO): G protein-coupled receptor signaling pathway
Cellular component (GO): membrane
Molecular function (GO): neuropeptide receptor activity
Source: RefSeq, a predicted model, not a curated record